AUGAGCCUGCCGACAUUCAAGGAUGUCGCCGGCGGGAAGGUGUCGCCGCUUUUCGUCGCAGUCGUUGUCGCAACUUCCGUCGUCGCACUACACUGGGUGGCUAUCCGUUGGUCCAGCGCAUCCUACGGCGCUUCCGACGGCGCAUCUGGCGGCGCAGGAAACGGCGCGAGCUGGAGCGGCAGCUGGUGGUUCGGGAAGCGGGUAGAAAGCGGCGAAUGCGGCGUGAGAUGCGGAACCGGGAAGCUGAGUAAGAACAGGAGGAAGAAACGGAAGGAUCGCCGUGCAGAUGGAGGAGAAGACGAGGUCCACGUGGCAGGAGAAGAAGACAGUCAGGGAAGCGAUGACGAGGAUGAGUGGGAGGAGGAUGAAGGAGCGGAGGGAGAAGGAGACGAGAAGCCGCAGAGCGCGUUUCGUAGGGUUCUUGCGGAUAACUCAAGAGCUCCGUUUCAGCACCUGAAACGAAAUGAAGCCCCUUGUGAAGAUUCAGGAGGCAUUUCGUUUUCAGGUGCUGAAAACGAGGAUGAGGACGAGAGUGAAGAUUCAGGAGACGUACACCCAUACGGCGACGACAUUCGCCACCUUAUCCAGAAUCCUCCUCCACCCAACCACAUGUUGCCACCUGGCACCACACCACCACCACCUGUGAAUGACCCUGGUGUUGUAAUCUCAUCAGCGCUCCCUUCUCAAGCAAAAGCUUCCUCCUCCUCCUCCCCAUCCUCCUCCUCCCCAUCCUCCGCCUUCCACUGGGUAUCCACCAAGCAGCAGCUAGCGUCCCUAGCAGCUCUUCUAGAAACCCAGGACGAAUUUGCAGUGGACACAGAGCAGCACAGCCACCGCUCCUUUCUAGGCUUCACCGCUCUCAUUCAGAUCUCCACCCGAGCAGGAGAGGACUUUGUGAUCGACGCCAUUGCGCUGCACGACCACAUAGGGGACGCCCUCUGCUCCAUCUCCACCCGAGCAGGAGAGGACUUUGUGAUCGACGCCAUUGCGCUGCACGACCACAUAGGGGACGCCCUCUGCUCCAUAUCAACGCGCGAUGGCAGGGACUUUAUCAUCGACGCCAUUGCCCUGCACGACCACAUAGGGGAUGCUCUUCGCCCCGUCUUUGCCAACCCGGCCAUCACGAAGCUGUUCCACGGGGCGGACUCCGAUGUGCUCUGGCUGCAACGAGACUUCCACAUUUACACCGUCAACCUCUUUGAUACGGCACGGGCCUGCUCGGUUCUCAACAAGCCGUACCGCUCCCUCGCGUUCCUCCUGGAGCACUACUGCCACGUCAGCACCGACAAGCGCCUGCAGCUGGCCGACUGGCGCCGCCGCCCGCUGCCGCCCGCGAUGCUACAGUACGCCCGCACGGACUCGCACUACCUGCCGUACAUCGCCGGCCGGCUGCGGUGGGAACUGGUACAAGCAGACGCAGGGGGAGAGGGGGGAGACGGAGCAUCUGCAAACGGAAAGGGAGAAGCAGCAGGAGGAGGAGGAGGAGCAGCAGCAGCAGCAGCAGGAGUAGCAGCAGGAGCAGGGGGUGGAGGCAGGAGAGGGUCUAGGGCGGGGCACAGCAGUGGAUCCAAGUAUGAGGAGGCAGUGAGGAGGUCCAACGCGCUGUGCCUGCAGCUGUAUGAGAAGCCAGGGGAGAGGAGCGCCGGUGCUGCUGACAGGGGUGCAGUUGGAGAGGCCGUGAGAGAGAGGAGAGAGAGGGGGGAGGUGAUUGGAGGGAGUGCUGAGGCGGCAGCAGCAGCUGCGGCAGCACUUUUCCGCCAGCUGUUAGGCGUCUGUGGGUACGUGGGAGGUGCCGCGCUUUCAGGUGGGCCUUCAGGUGAUUCUGCUGGUUCAGGUGCUGCUGCUUCUGCGGCACCUGACGCUGCUGCCACGUCAGCGGGUCAGAAGACGUCGGAUCGGUCCCAGGUGUUACGGGAAGUGAGGGCCGUGCUUGAUGCGGUUACCAGAUGGCGUGACACUGUAGCACGGGAAGAAGACGAAAGCCUGCGGUUCCUCCUUGCUGAUGUGGCAGUGGUCGCCGUGGCGCUCCUACGGCCUGCCACGUGUCAAGAGUUGAUUGGGUGCGUGGGAAAGGCUAUGGCAGCCGCUGCUGCUCUCACGCCGCCCUCUUUGCGAGAAGAGGCCGGCGUUCCUCGGCCCAUUCAAGGAGAGGGCAAUGGAGGGGAGAGUGGAACAUUAGAGUCAACAGAAGGAGUUACCUCGUCAGCAGUAGCGGAACAACAAGCUAUUCCAUCUCAGCCCGCCUCCCCUUCCCCCUCGCCUCCUCUCGUCCGUCGAUCUCCUGAGCUGGUCGCGCUGAUCACCGCCACGUGUCUCGAUGUGAGAGGUGGCGAAGUGAUUUUAAGUAACACUGGUACAAGUGAUGGCAGGGAGGAAGACAGGGUGGCAGCGGCAGCAGUGCAAGCCAGAUUUGCUGAGAUCUCGUUUCUCCUGGCCCCGGUGGUCAUUCAGCAGAGGGCGCCAGCAGCAGUGCAGGAGGCGUGGCUAGAAGAAGCAGUCGCUCUCACUGCUGCUGCCGCCGGCCUCCCAGAAGACGACGAAAACGAAUUUUACAUCCAAUCCAAGUCCAACCGCUGCGUCUCCUGUGGGGAAUCCACCCACUACCUGCGCUACCGCCUCGUGCCCUCCUGCUACCGCCACGCGUUCCCCGAGCAUCUGAAGUCGCACCGGAGCCAUGAUAUUGUGCUGCUGUGCGUUGAUUGCCAUGACGUGGCACAUCGUGCGGCAGAGAUCUUCAAGAGGGAGGUGGCGCGGAGGUUCGGGGUUCCGUUGCUGCUGUCGCCGCUGGAUCGGAGGUUCGGCGGAGGGUCGGAUGAGGGCGGGGGGGAGGAGGGGGGAGAAGGGGCGGGGGAGGGGGGGAGUGUAAGUGGGGAUGGGGCUGGGAGGGAGAAGGGAGAAGGUGGGGAGGAGGAGGGGGGUGGGCAGAUGGAGGGUGCGGGGAGUGGGAGUGGUGAGCGGAAAGGGGGAAGGGAUGCGAGAGUGAAAGCAGCGUUUCUUUUAAACGAUGCUGCCCAGUCAGCAGUGGCGGUUUUACGACACGGGGCGUCGCUGCCCGAAAGCAGACUCUGCGAGCUGCUGCUGCCCGUGUGGAAAGUUUUGAAGCGGGCAGCGGGCAGCCCGGUGAAAAUAGAGGAGCUGGAGAUGGUGGUGCAGGCGGGGAAGGGGACCAGAGUGCGGGCAGGAAAAAGAAAAGGGCUGCCCGUUGUGGGCCAAAGGGAGGUUCUACAGAAAGCCUUAGCUAGCCUGGGUGGAGGGGGAGGGGGAGAGGGAGGAGAGAGAGAGGGGGAUGGGGUAAAGGAGGAUGUGCAAGCCGAGGGAGCAGGUGACUUAAAUGAGGUCAAGGGGGUGGAUGCUGGUGCGAGUGAGGGAGUGAGUGAGAAAGUGAGUGAGGGAGUGAGCGACCAAUCUGGCAAGACUGAAGAGGAGGUUACCCUGGGACUAGCAGCACCUGACCUCACCGCACUCAACCUCUCUGCAACCCCCACGAUCGAGCCAGUCCCUUUGCGUGGCCACUGGGAGCACGGAACAAAGGUUGUAGCGCUGCUGCUGGAGGGGGGCGGGGAGGCGGGGAUAAGGGAGUUCACGCAGCAGUGGCGCGAGGUGUUUGUGGCGGCACUACAGCCGCGCUUCCUGCCGCCCGGAUGGGACGUGCAGCACCUGGGGAGACGGCAGUUUGGGGAGUUUUCCGUUUAUAACCCUCAGAGGAGGAGGUAUGUGAAGGAUGGAGGGGAUGAGGGAGGGAAGGUGAAGGAGGGAGGAGAGGGAGGAGUUGAGGGAAGAUUAGAGGGAGGUGAAGGGGAAGAGGAGGGGCUUUAA
Closterium sp. Naga37s-1 is the source of this 3816-nucleotide messenger RNA. Lineage: Eukaryota; Viridiplantae; Streptophyta; Zygnematophyceae; Desmidiales; Closteriaceae. The record is from the annotation of a GenBank genome assembly.